Molecule: messenger RNA, 546 nt
Organism: Caenorhabditis briggsae
Lineage: Eukaryota; Metazoa; Nematoda; Chromadorea; Rhabditida; Rhabditidae
Exons: 3
Coding region: 1-546 (181 amino acids)
Source: RefSeq, a predicted model, not a curated record
AUGGAGAAUCCUUCAAGUAUGCAAAAAUUGGUUCAACAGUUCGGAUUCCCAUACUUGUCAACCGAGCUGACACCCAUUGUCGGCCCGGGUGACACUGUCAAUUGCUAUUGCCUACGGGAAAUACUUGAGAAAUAUGUCAAAUUUAACAAUUGCUACCCCAGGAUCGACAAUUACGAAUACCUGUUCCGAUGCUCCACUCACCUCCGAUCGAAUCGCAAAGUCAAUGCGACAUUGACGAUGCUCAAAGAUCUGCAGACUCCGCUAGCCCUGAUCAGACUGUUUGAUAGCAAGGAGCUCGUCAAACACUACAGCGACGACACGGAGCACAAGAAACUGGCCAACAUGGUUCUUCUGAAGAUUCGAGCUAUGAAAAUGGAAGAGAAGAGACAAGAUGUAGGAAGACGUUCGAGCCGAAGACUUCUGACGGAUUCAGAAUUCCAUGUAUCCCGACGCAUAGAAUCCAGAAGAGAACCAUUAUCGCCAAGUAGAAUGGCUUCUUGGAUCUUUUCAAUACUUCCUCGGUUUUUCCUCACAGUACCUUUAUGA